Messenger RNA from Passer domesticus (house sparrow), 1440 nucleotides. RefSeq names its product synaptonemal complex central element protein 1-like. Lineage: Eukaryota; Metazoa; Chordata; Aves; Passeriformes; Passeridae. The transcript is spliced from 11 exons. The record is from RefSeq and is a predicted model, not a curated record. Gene Ontology annotation, cellular component: synaptonemal complex. Bases 114 to 1022 code for a protein of 302 amino acids. Gene Ontology annotation, biological process: synaptonemal complex assembly.
GCCUGAGGGAUGAGGGGACACGGCCUGAGGGGUGAGGGGAUGGCAGGGACAUCCUGAGGGGAUGAGGGGACACGGCCUGAGGGUUGAGGGGAUGAUGGAAGGGGUGAAAGGAGAUGAGAACAGCAGCAGAGAAAGGGAAAAGGGAACUGAAGAUGAGAGGAAUGCAAGAGAGAAAAUGGAGAGAAAACCUGAAAGAAAAGGCUGCAGUGAUGGACCUGGACCCACGCAGUGACGGGCUCUACGGCCAAGACCCCCCAAGACCACCGUGUGUCCCAGUGUCCCCCCGCCCCAGGGACAAGGUGGUCUCAGGUGUCCCCAGGAGAGGCAGUGCCCCUGUGCCCUGCCCAGUUCCCCCCUCAGGUCCCCCUGGGAGGAUCCCACAGCUGGAGGUGCUGCUGAGGCAGGUGCACAGCCUGCAGAAAGUCCGUGAGGCCACGACACAGGAGCUGGUGAAGGGACAAAACUGCAGUGAGGGGUUGCGCCAGCACCUGGAGCAGUUGGAGCAGCACAAGGAGGCACUGGAGAGGUCCUGGCAGCAGGUGCAGGAGUCACUGCAGAGAGCGCAGCUGCAAGGGAAGGAGGUGGAUGCCAAAGGCCAGAGGCGCUGCGGGCUCUGCCUGGAGCAGCAGCAGGACCUGGAGGGGACAAAGCAGCAGUGGGAGCAGCUGCAAAACCUGCGCCGGGGACACAGGUGGCAGCACUGCCAGCAGCUCGAUGCCAUCAUGGAGGAGCUCAAGCAUCUGCGUGUCACACACGCUCCAGCCCACCUGGAGGCUGAACUGGUGCAGCUGGAGAAGAUGGAGGAGAAGUGGCUGAGCUGGGAGCGCCGUGUGAUGGACACCGAGGAGCAGCUGGGCCCAGAGGCACCUGUGCUCAGGCGAUUGGUGCAGCAGGAGCAGGAAGGGGCGGAGCAACAGCUGGAGGUGGAGCUGGGCCGGCAGCAGCUGAGCCUGCAGCGCCGUGACAGGCUGGCAGAGGAGCUGCAGCAGCUGCAGCGCCCCCAGGAGGCUCUCGCAGAGUGACAGGGGACGAGAUGGACACACCCCAUGGGACACCCGUGGCACCUGUGUGACACCUCUGUGUGUUACCUGCGGGCCACCUGUGUCCUGCCAUGUUCUCGUGUUCCCCAUUCCCCAUUGUCCUCCCCGCCAUGUCCCCCUCAGGUCCCCAAGGCUCCCCUGUAUCCCCCAGUCCUCUCAAGUUCCCCCCAUCCUUCCCAUUUUCCCCAAUGUCCCCCAUGUCCCCCCAUGUCACCAAUGUCCUCCAUGUCCCCAAUGUCCCCCAUGUCCCCCCAGGUCCUCAUGUGCCCCACAAUGUCCCCUCACAUUCCCCAUGUCCCCAGUUCCUCCCCAUGUCCCACCAAUGUCCCCCAUGUCCCCUCACAUCCCCCAUUUCCCCAUGUGCCCCUCCAAUGUCCCCCCAUGUCCUCCCAUGUCCCGA